AUGUCAAAAAAAACUGGAAUAGGACAACUGGAUAAUAAAAAGGAAUAUAUUAUACCACAAAAUUUCGGCAGCGAAAAUUCAGAAGAUCAACAAAUUACGUCAAUCCUGGAUAAACGAGUGUCAAAAGUUUCCCAGCCUAAAAUACCGAAAAACAAUAAGUCAAAAAGGGAAGAUAAAAAACUUUUAAACACCAUCCCACACGAUUCUUACAUGGAAGAUUCACAUGCGAAGACAGUCCUGGCCAAAGAGAGACGCUUGCCUGAACAAUCCAAACCUAAAUUUCUAAAUGACGAUAAGUCCAAAAAAACUGAAAAAGGAGUAUUAAACAGUAAAAAAAAUUACGAUUGCGCAAAGAAAGAACAACGAACUGAUUUAACCCUGGAUAAACGAGUGACUAAAGUUUCCCAUCCUAAAAUAUUGAAAGAAGGUAAGCCAAAAAUUACUGAGAUGAUAACUUUAGCCCCAGAUAAACGAGUUCAUAAAAAUUUCCAACAUCAAAUAGCAAAAGGUAUUAAGUCAAUGGGAGAUGAAAACGCAACAUCCAAUAACGAUUUGGAUCCACACGAUUCUGACAAAGAAGUUUCAGGUGAUGAGACAAUCCUGGCCAAAGAGAAACGCUUGCCUGAACGAUCCAAACCUGAAAUCCUGAAUAAUAACGGUUUCAACAAUUAAAAACAAUUUAUCUAUUUCUUGGUCUCUCCUUCAGAUACUCAUUUUCUAUUCAAUUCAUUCAUUAUCUUUCAUUGGUUCAUUCUUCUUCUUA
This is a messenger RNA of Leptopilina boulardi, 763 nucleotides long. RefSeq lists its product as uncharacterized. The record is from RefSeq and is a predicted model, not a curated record. Lineage: Eukaryota; Metazoa; Arthropoda; Insecta; Hymenoptera; Figitidae. The transcript has 5 exons. The coding region runs from base 1 to 672 and encodes 223 amino acids.